AAACUGAAGGGGCAGGCUACUGGGGUGGGGUAGCUUUCGGGAAAGGGAAUAAGGAGCACGAUGCAAGGGCGCUGUGGCCCCGGGGUGAUCUCCCACCACACUUACUGUCUUCCUUUAUCUCUGUGGACUUGUAUAUAUUCUGGAAGGGGAACCACAGUUUCACCAUCGCCCGCCCAUUCUACUACUCAACCCCUCCCCCCCAAGGUAUUUCCAGAACUAAACCCUUCCUUACCCUCUGAUGGGUACACUGAAGCCCCUGCGACACAGAGUAGAUUACACAUGGAGGGAGGGAGAGGGGGCGUGUUGAACAUCCUGCAGUCACAGGGUCAGGGGUCAGGUGGUUGUAGUCUGUGCCUGAAGUCUGUGUUUGUGUUGUCGUGGAGACAAGGCCUUUGAGCCCCACCCUUGUCCUAGAACCUACCCCUCUCAAGGAUGCGCUCUUUAUUUAUACCCUGUCUCUCCCCGCCACCCCACACUUCCCGUGGAAAUUCCCAACUCGGUUCUCAUGGAGGAGUGGGUGGAGACAAGGAGGGAGUAAGUCGUAGGAGUACAAGGUUUUUAUUUUUUUUAACAGUGAUUAAAAUAUUUAUUGGUCAUUUACUUGGCUUCCCGACAACCCGUGUGUUUGCUGGGGACGCGGCACAGAUAGGGGGAAGCCGGAGUAAUGGUUUUCGGGCAAGUGGAUGCUGGAGAGCACACACAGGAGUUGGGGGGCGGGGGAGGGCCUGGGCUUGGGGAGGGCUCGAACUCGGGGCUGCUGGGUAGUCCAGGAGGGCGCGGUAAGGCUGGGAUGUCCUGGUGAGAACUGGAGAGGAUCUACCCGGGUCCCUGCCUGGCCAGUGGGGAAACACCGGUCCCCCAGGCACCUUCACCUAACCAGAGCGGGGAUUUCCACUGCCCCUCAUGCCGCCCUUUGGAGGAAAGUGAAAGUGAAAGGAGGAAGAGGAGGCUUCAUGGCUGAGGAGGUCGCAGCGCCAUGAAGUCCCUGUCUCUGCUCCUCGCUGUGGCUUUGGGCCUGGCGACCGCCGUCUCGGCAGGACCCGCGGUGAUCGAGUGUUGGUUCGUGGAGGAUGCGAGCGGAAAGGGCCUGGCCAAAAGACCCGGUGCACUGCUGUUGCGCCAGGGACCGGGGGAACCGCCGCCCCGGCCGGACCUCGACCCUGAGCUCUACCUCAAUGUACACGACCCCGCGGGCGCCCUCCAGGCUGCCUUCAGGCGGUAUCCCCGGGGCGCCCCCGCACCACACUGCGAGAUGAGCCGCUUCGUGCCUCUCCCCGCCUCUGCGAAAUGGGCCAGCGGCCUGACCCCGGCGCAGAACUGCCCGCGGGCCCUGGAUGGGGCUUGGCUGAUGGUCAGCAUAUCCAGCCCAGUCCUCAGCCUCUCCAGCCUCUUGCGACCACAGCCAGAGACUCAGCAGGAGCCUGUUCUCAUCACCAUGGCAACAGUGGUACUGACUGUCCUCACCCACACCCCUGCCCCUCGAGUGAGACUGGGACAAGAUGCUCUGCUGGACUUGAGCUUUGCCUACAUGCCCCCAACCUCCGAGGCCGCCUCAUCUCUGGCUCCGGGUCCCCCUCCCUUUGGGCUAGAGUGGCGACGCCAGCACCUGGGUAAGGGACAUCUGCUCCUGGCUGCAACUCCUGGGCUGAAUGGCCGGAUGCCAGCAGCCCAAGAAGGGGCCGUGGCAUUUGCUGCUUGGGAUGAUGAUGAGCCAUGGGGCCCAUGGACCGGAAAUGGGACCUUCUGGCUGCCUAGAGUUCAACCCUUUCAGGAGGGCACCUAUCUGGCCACCAUACACCUGCCAUACCUGCAAGGACAGGUCACCCUGGAGCUUGCUGUGUACAAACCCCCCAAAGUGUCCCUGAUGCCAGCAACCCUUGCACGGGCCGCCCCAGGGGAGGCACCCCCGGAAUUGCUCUGCCUUGUGUCCCACUUCUACCCUUCUGGGGGCCUGGAGGUGGAGUGGGAACUCCGGGGUGGCCCAGGGGGCCGCUCUCAGAAGGCCGAGGGGCAGAGGUGGCUCUCGGCCCUGCGCCACCAUUCCGAUGGCUCUGUCAGCCUCUCUGGGCACUUGCAGCCGCCCCCAGUCACCACUGAGCAGCAUGGGGCACGCUAUGCCUGUCGAAUUCACCAUCCCAGCCUGCCUGCCUCGGGGCGCAGCGCUGAGGUCACCCUGGAGGUAGCAGGUCUUUCAGGGCCCUCCCUUGAGGACAGCGUAGGCCUUUUCCUGUCUGCCUUUCUUCUGCUCGGGCUCUUCAAGGCACUGGGCUGGGCUGCAUCCCAUCCCUUCUCAAUCUUUCCCCACAGCUGUCUACCUGUCCACCUGCAAGGAUUCAAAGAAGAAAGCAGAGUGAGGGCACUCACUGCCAUCCUGUGGAAGCCACCAUCAUCUCUGGCCCAAGCUUCUGUAGUAGCUCCCUAAAAUAAUACCCUAUCAUCUGCUCCUAAUCCCUCCAAUCUCUCUCCACUGAGUGGCUGGAAUGCUUUUUUUUUUUUUCCUUUCACUUAUACAAGGGAGAAUUUUUCUUUUUUUUUUUUUUCUUUCACUUAUACAAGGGAGAAUUUUUCUUUUUUUUUUUUUUUUGAGACGGAGUCUCACUCUUUCCCCCAGGCUGCAGUGCAGUGGCGCGAUCUCGGCUCACUGCAAGCUCCGCCUGCCGGGUUCACGCGAUUCUCCUGCCUCAGCCUCCCAAGUAGCUGGGACUACAGGGGCCCGCCACCACGCCCGGCUAACUUUUUGUGUUUUUAGUAGAGACGUGGUUUCACCGUGUUAGCCAGGAUGGUCUCGAUCUCCUGACCUUGUGAUCUACCCGUCUCGGCCUCCCAAAGUGCUGGGAUUACAGGCGUGAGCCACCGCGCCCGGCGGCGAAACACGAUAUUGUACUAACAUCUUAAUUUUGUUAUAAAAUCUCACAAACCCCCUGACAUAGUCUCAGCGAUCUGUAGGGCCGAGGUUACAUUUGGAGAACCCGUACUCUAGGGCCAAAUCCAUUCUUCUUGCCCUGGCUCACUUGUCCCCCCCACCGCCCCGCGCUGGAGCCACUGCCUAGUUCUCCAGCCCUAGAUGGUGCUCGCCAGCCCUCCUCUCAAUGCUCAUCACACACAGGGUCAUUCCUUUCCUCCAAUGAACCAAACGCCUCCCGCCCACCUCCAGGUCCCAGUCCUCUGUUCCCUUUGCCUGGUCCACCCUUGCCCUCCCUGGGUCGCAGACGAGGUCGGCCUCGUCAUUCCCCGCAGACCGCCGCGCGUCCCUCUUGUGCGGUUCACCACAGUUGUAUUUAAGUGAUCGUGUGAGUCGUCGUUAAAUGCCUGUCUCCCCGCGGAUCAUGGGCUCCUCGAGGACAGGGACCGGCCUGUCUGUCCACUGCUGUAACCCCGCGCCGGCACAGCGACCUAAGGCCCACUGGAGGGCGCUCAUCAAGUAGCUGGUGGAUGUUGACGAAGGAAGCGGCGGCGCAGCUCAGGGAUCUCCGAGUCAGGACGGUCGGCCAGACCGACGGGGUAACGGGUCUAAUCGUGUAGGAAUAAAGCUGUAUUCCAGUGCUUCCAAA
Molecule: messenger RNA, 3551 nt
Organism: Gorilla gorilla gorilla (western lowland gorilla)
Lineage: Eukaryota; Metazoa; Chordata; Mammalia; Primates; Hominidae
Gene: TAPBP
Product: TAP binding protein
Exons: 8
Coding region: 977-2422 (481 amino acids)
Biological process (GO): antigen processing and presentation of endogenous peptide antigen via MHC class I
Cellular component (GO): membrane
Source: RefSeq, a predicted model, not a curated record